Molecule: messenger RNA, 348 nt
Organism: Acanthocheilonema viteae
Lineage: Eukaryota; Metazoa; Nematoda; Chromadorea; Rhabditida; Onchocercidae
Source: the annotation of a GenBank genome assembly
AUUUUAUUUCUUUUGGCGCAAAUGUUACAAGCUAAAGAUGGUCGAGCAUUAAUUGGUAGCGUGGCAUCUUGUUCUCAAACUAUCGGAUCAUCAGGCUGCUUAUUUUUGGCUUAUAAAGCGGUGAAACAGAAAGUAAUAGAUUUUAUACCACUUAAAACAGUAGCAAUUAUAUGGGUUCUGGAAAUACACGUUGUCAUCUACAGCAUUGGGAUCAUGGAUUUCCAUUUAUUGGUGGCGAAUGCAGCAUUUAUGAUAACAAGUGGUUUGCUUUUGUUAAUGUUUUUCAUUUAUCCUACCAAAGCGCCGAAAACAAAGCCAAGCAAUUCUCUUCCACCAGCAUCCAUAUAA